ACCCGUGAUCGGCAUUUUUACCGUGGCAAGACGAACUCUGUACGCUUAGAGAAAAGGCUCUCGCGAUCGCGCUCGCAUCAAUGCCGAAGUGCACCGAUAAUGAGAUUGAUAAUUUUUAGAAUGCAAUCUACGAUUUAAAUCAUUGUUCUCUCAUGACACCGCGCUGAUCAUGUUUAGUCCGUCGCCGAAGUUGCAAGGACAAGCCAAGGGUAAAGUGCAGAAAAAAUGGCGGCCGUUCCGCGCGACGGACUUUCAAUCCUUGAUGUAUCCUUGCUUCAUUUUCUCCCGCGUUCUCGGAAUAUUCCCGUACAAGAUCAACGCUUCGGCCUUCGAGAUGUCCAAGCCGCGCUACGUCGAGUCGACCAUCGUUAUAGGCAUCGUCAGCGGUUACGGACUGGUGGUACUCUACGAGGUCGACGUUUCCUCGACGAUGAAGUUUACGGGCAUACCUGGAGCCCUUCAGUGUAAUUGCUAUUUAGCACUCAGUUGUUUCAUAGCGGUCAUCACGUACAUUUUCAGCAAGCCGCGAAUGCGUUUGCUCCAGACCAUGAUGGAGAUCUCCACGAGAGUGCCCCCGGAAUCGUAUCAGAAGAUAUCCAGGCUGAUUCAUGCCAAGGACGUCUUUGGUUUCUUCUUUCUACUUGGACAGGCGAUCAAUUGUUACUCCGAUACGUACACCGAGACCUUGUGCAAGGUGUUAGUACUAUACCUCACCCUGCUGGUAUUUCAGAUGGAUAUGUUGUACAUGAAUUGCGUUUGUGUACUAAAGGCCUGUUUUAAACGAAUCAAUGACAAUCUGAUGAAUCUGCGAGAGCUCGUGGUGAGCGACGAGCCGCAUCUCCUCAGACGGGUGUACCACGAGCAGAGAAAUCCGUUUCUGCUAAUGGAGCUCAAAGCCCUGAAGAAGCGGCAUCUGAUGGUCAGCGAUACCGUGCAGAUGCUGAACGCGAUCUUCAGUCUGCAACUUCUCGCUACCAUAGUCAUGACUUUUGCUGAAAUUACUUUCAGUUUGUACUUCUACAUAGUGCAGUGGAAGGAGGACGUAGCCAUUAUCGAAGUAGAGAAACAGAUCUGGUACGCGUACUACAUCACGUCCGUAGGAUAUUAUUCUAUAAAAAUAGCGUUUAUAGCGUGGGCUUGCGAUACCGGCAAAGACCAGGCCUUGCAGAUCGGCACCACUGUUCACGACGUGCUUAUCAACACCAGCGAUAAACAAAUUAAAGAUGAGUUGCAACUGUUUUCCUUGCAAAUAUUGCAUCGCGAAAAUACAUUCUGCGCGAAAGGUCUCGCUGUGGACGCGACGCUUCUUACUGCGAUAGUGGGUAGCAUCACCACGUAUCUAUUAAUUUUAAUACAAUUCAUGGUCACAUCGAAAUCUUGCGGACAGCAGCCAUCAACCAAUAUUACGCAGAUAGUCUAAUUAUAAAACAUCAAAUAAAAAAAGCCGUUUUUAGAUAUCAAAAUACGGUUUUUUUUUCAAUUUUCAACGUAUUUUUCAUAUUAUGGUUUUAAAAUUCUAGCACAAUGUAUAUAGCACAAACCGAGACCAAUUCAACACAACUCUCAAUAUAUGUUAAAUGUAAAAGUGGGGAAUUAACUUCUUGCAGAGGU
Temnothorax curvispinosus is the source of this 1611-nucleotide messenger RNA. RefSeq lists its product as uncharacterized. The record is from RefSeq and is a predicted model, not a curated record. NCBI's taxonomy places the organism in Eukaryota, Metazoa, Arthropoda, Insecta, Hymenoptera, Formicidae. Bases 170 to 1420 code for a protein of 416 amino acids. Gene Ontology annotation, cellular component: neuronal cell body; axon; dendrite. The transcript is spliced from 3 exons. Gene Ontology annotation, biological process: sensory perception of taste.